Molecule: messenger RNA, 1577 nt
Organism: Triticum aestivum (bread wheat)
Lineage: Eukaryota; Viridiplantae; Streptophyta; Magnoliopsida; Poales; Poaceae
Product: protein VASP homolog
Exons: 2
Coding region: 7-1392 (461 amino acids)
Source: RefSeq, a predicted model, not a curated record
CGCCGCAUGCAUGGCGCCGUCUGCGUGUACGCGCACGCGUUGGAGGCCGGGAUGCGCCUCCCGCUGCACCCGUUCUUCCUGGACGUUCUCAACCACUUUAACCUCGCGCCGACGCAGCUCGCGCCCAACGCUUGGCGCAUCAUGGCGGGCUUCCUUGUGCUCUGCCACUUGGCCCGCGUGCCGCCGCCCCUCGCCGUGUUCCGGCGUUUCUUCCUGCUCCACCACAAGCACAAGAUAGCCUGGUACUUCUUCAAAUCCAGGCGCGGCUCCGGCUUGCGCAUCACGGGGUUGCCGGAUUCCAUCAAGGGUUGGAAGAGCGGGGUUUUCUUCCUUUAUUCGGCGAACCCGUGGCCUUGUCCGGUGGAGUGGGGCAAGCCGUCCAAGAGCUCUCUGGUGGACCCUGUGCUCUCCGCCGAAGAUAGGGAAACGGAGGCGAAGUUGCUGAGCGCUUACGGAGCCUCCCCUGUUGAUCUUAGAAAGUAUCUUUGCCGCAGCAAUCUUGCCGCCGCCAUGAUAUCUCCCUUGUCGGCGCCGAAGUCUUCAUCACCGGAGCCCCCGGUAUUGCAGCCGUCGCCACCACAGCCCCCGGCGCCGUCAUCACCGGAGCCCCCGGCACCGAAGCCGUCGUCACCGCAGCUCCCGGCGCCGUCAUCACCGCUGGCCCCGGCACCGAAGUCUUCGUCACCGCAGCUCCCGGCGCCGUCGUCACCGGAGCACCCGGCACCACAGCCUUCAUCACUGCUGUCCCCGGCACCGCAGCCUUCGCCUUCUUAUACUGCUACCAAAGGGAUGGAUCCUGCAGUCUACGUCAUGAUGAAAGCCAUGCUGUCGGCGAACAAGGUGAAGUCCGAGCCGGACGGCAACACGACGGGGUCGUCGGCGUUGCGUGGGAAGAAGAGGAAAUUGGACGAAGCAUACGGUGACGACGGCCCGCCUUCUUAUAUGUUGCCAAACACUCAGCCUACUCCCCAUGACAGCUCCGACGGCCCGCCUGGGGGGUUCUCCCGGAGCCGGAAGAUGCGGCAUAUUCCCAGCGGACACGACGGCGACAGCAUGGACCGGGAAGCCGCACGGGAGAGGCUGCGGGGCGUCGUCCCUCCGCAGCUGGAGCGCGUGUUUGCGGCGACCGAGCCCUCCGACAUCGUCAAGUCUACAUACGUCGCUAUUCUUCAGGCAGCGAACCACGCGUCCUUCUCCUUUUCCUACGCGCUGGAGCUGGACACGGAGAACGCCGCACUGCGGACGCAGCUGCAGAAGACGGAGGCCAAGCUCACCGCGGCGGAGGCGAAGGUGCAGACGGUGAAGGCCGAGCUCGCCGUGCGGCAGCGCGCGCAGGACGCGAUGGAUGGCUACGAGCGCUGGCGAGGCGCAGACGCCGGGCGGAGGACGUGAAGCGCGUUGCGUGCUUUGGGUAGAGGCAGUCCGGCAGAUAAACGGCCGCUUGACUACCUCAUCGACUGAUCUUUUGGAGUUCUCGUCUUAUUUUGCAUGUUCCCGGGUUAUGCUGCAGGAUUUGUUUGUUGGUAUUCGCAAAACAAAAGUGUAUAAUUUGUCGCCGCAAUGUUUUCAGAUCUCCA